CAGUAAUAAAGGAAAAUUUGCGAACCCCUUUGUCGCAGACCAUUGCUGAAAGCCCUUCUUUGUUCGUUUAAACAAACUUGCACAUUGUGCUAAAAAACAAAACUUCUCCUUUAAAUCAGUUUCUUCCCAGUGAGUAAAAAAGUCCACAGAGGAUCUUUUGUCCUGCCUGCCGACUGAUUCUAUCAGGAAAAGUCAGAUUGUUUUGAUACGAUGUCAGAACAAACAAAGAAUUCCUCUCGGGUGGAGCCUUUCUCUGCUCUCUAACCGGUUUGUCAUGGCAAACACGGCCUGACGGUGGUUGUCAGGGUUCCACCGUCGACAUGCGCAGGCAUCUGGAGCUGGCAGGCCUUGGUUUGGCCCUUUCCGGGUGGCUCUGCGCCAUUUUGACCCGCUGCACGGCCUUGUGGACGGUGAUCGGCACCGUGGACAACUCCACAGCUAGUCUGCCGGUCUAUUGGGACGGGGCUUGGCUGGAAUGGAACCACUGGGACCUGCUCCAAGACGGUCAGCUGCACUGCUCCUUUUAUCAGUCGUUAUUGUCGCUUUCUGGAAGCUUCCGAACAUGGAGGGCACUCAUCAUGGCGGCGGUGGGUGCCGGGGCUUUUGCCACGUUGGUGGGCGCAGCUGGUGUCAUGUGGUUCCCAAAACGGGGUCAGGUCAAGGUGUUCUCCGGGGCAGCGUACAUCUUAUCAGGAGUCCUGAUUCUGAUUCCAACCGCCUGGACCUGCCACCACACCAGCCAGCCGCUGGAGGGAGCGACGCACCUGAAAAGGGACUGGGGACCGGCGCUUUACUUGGGAUGGGUCGCCUUUGGGCUCAUGAUGGUUGGUGGGGCCGUGCUCACCACGCUGUGUCCCACCACUGAGGAGGUAUCAACCAGGGCUAUUGAAGGUCCGACACCUCCAUACCCUGAGGAUGAGGUGAUGCACCCCCUCAGCAGUAUCAACAGGGCCACCUUUACACAUAACCAGUACCAACAUAGAUCCAUGCCCGUCUGACGUGCAGGAUGCGGGUAUCCAUCCUUUAGUUUUCUAAAGGGCUUGGCUUUGUUUUGUGAAGGUGAGUUGAGUUUGGGCUGGAUUUGUCACGGCUCAAUCAAAGGUCAAUAACACUGAAAUGUGCAUGGAGGAAUAUCUAAGGCUAGGUUCAUACUACAGGUCUUAAUGCACGAAUCCGAUUUUUUCGUUUUUUCCCACUCGAGUCAUGCAUUAACUUGUCGGUCUGAAAGGGACAAGUCUCAUAGAAUUGGACUAUUUCAAAUCCAAUCUGAGUCACUUUCGUAUGUGGUUCAAAUCCGAUCUGAGUCACAUUUUUUCAGAACGUGACUGGCGGUCUGUACUGUCAAGACUCCCAAAUCGGAAUUCAUGCAGCAAUUACGUCAGCAAAGAGAAAGAGGCACGGAGGACGGCAGCCAUGCAGGCUUCUUUCAAGCACGAAGCGGGCUUGACCAAGCGGGUCUCUUUGCUGAUCUCGGACUGCAAAUUAGUGCGCACGCGUGAUACUUGAACUGUAUCAGUGAACAAAGGCAGUCUGAACGGGCAUGCCAAAAAAACAGAUAUGGCAAAAAAAUGCAUUAAUUAAGACCUGUAGUAUCAACCAAGCCUAAGUCUGCUAUACUGUGAAUUCCGUUUUACCGUUAUAAGCCCUCCCACUCAAAAUGGAUUAGACGUCUAGAGCUAUCAAGAGUAAUGAAAAAUGAGCAUCAACAGCCAGUCCUCUUAGUUUUUAUGAAUUGGAUGUCUCUCGUUGUCAACGGCAGGCAAUUAGUUAAACAUGGAGGACCAAAUGGGACAGAGAGAAAUCUCUAAACACAUCUUUAAAUGUGUCAUUGAUUUAAAUUGGCAUUUAAUAAAUGUUAUUAAUUGUGUCAUUAAAUCAUUAAAAUACAAGCUCAUUUAAUGUAAAAACAUAUACCGUAAUUUUCGGACUAUUAGCCGCCGCCCACCAACUUUGACAUGAAAACGGCAUUUGUUCAUAGAUAAGCCACACUUGAUUAUAAACCGCAGCUGUCCACAUUGUGUUAUGGGAUGUUUACAUCAAAAGAUAUUGAUCGGUAACACUAUUUGACAGCGGCAUCAUAUGACUGUCAUAAGACCAAAUGAACCACAAUGAAGCUUUGAACCAAUUAGCUGCCAAGAUUCAUUGCUUCAAGAAGGUUCAUUUGGCCACCACUGCUCCCUUGGGGGGAGACAGUCAACCUCUACUGCCACCUGCUAUUAACACUGUUGUUGUCCAUGCCUCCUAGCAUGCAUUGCAGCGCUACAGAUGUUAAUUCAAUCAAAAUUCAUGUUCUGGGCUAAAUAUUUCUUCAGUUACUGUUCCAGUUGUUUCAUUAUUUGCUAGUAUUUGGUAACACUUUAUUUGACAGUGGCGCCAUAAGACUGUCAUCAGACAAUCAUAAUUAUGACAUGACACUGUCAUGAGCAUUUAUGAAUGCUUAUAAAAGAUGUCAUUUAGUGUUAUCUGGCAAAUUAUCUCACCUUUGAAUGGAUGUAAAAGAUCCAAGCUGGACAUAAAUGGAGUGAGUGACAGAAUUUGCCGGAUGACACUUAAUGACAUAAGCAUUUAGUAAUAUCCAAGAUAGUGUCAUGUCAUAAUUAUGACAGUCUUAUGACAGUGUUAUGACGCCGCUGUCAAAUAAAGUGUUACCUAUUAACCCAUAUAAAUCAACUAAUUAGCUACAUUGGAGUACAAGCCGCAGUAUUCAAAAUGAAGGAAAAAAGUAGCUGCUUAUAGUCCGAGAAUUACGGUAUAAAUGUUUUACUAUAUAACGACCUAUUUCAUGGACAUAUGUUGCUAUGUUGUAUGAAUUUUAUUUUAUUUUUUAUUGAAAUCAUUGGCUGCCAUGGAUGACACAAGAUGCCCAAGUCAUUUUACAAUUUUUGCAGAUAUUGUAUUUUAUUUAUAACCCCCCCACCUAUAAAUUCAAUUUUGUUUGCAGGAUUUCUUUUUUUAAGCAGAAUUUUACUUACCGUACUUUAUUUCACUUUUUUUUUGGCCACUUUUUUUUCCUGAACAAAAUGUCAUGAUUUUAUUUUAAAAGCAGAUUUUCCCUUGUUUUGCAUGAUUUCGCUUUUUUUAAGCAGUUUUAUUUUUUUAAACCUCAAGUCAAAAUGGAUUGGACAUCUAAAACAGUUAUGGGCAUUGAAACAUGAGCAUCCACAGUCUGUCCUCCAAGUUUAAAUCAAUUGGACGUCUAUCUUUGUCAAUGACAAGCAAUGAGUAAAAUACCAUGAAAUGCAUGUAUUGUAUGGAAAAACACUGAAAUUGUGACUGUUAUAAUUGUAUUUAUUUCAUUUUUCUAAUGUGAAAUGUGUCACUAGAAUGUACUGUUUACGGUUUACUUAAAAAAUAAGGUGUUAAUAAAUCAGAAUUAUUGAUAGAAUUCGGGUAUAUUGUCUCCUUCUUUAUUAUUGUUGUUUCUUCUACAAGUAUUUUUGCUCCUAAAAGUAGACCAUUAUUCUAUUCAAAUUACAUUUUUGCAACAUUUACACUUAAUAUUUCCUUAAAUUACAACUUCGCCAUCAUUCAUAUCAUGGUAAUAUUUGUAAUUUUACAGUCAUGAA
This is a messenger RNA of Corythoichthys intestinalis (scribbled pipefish), 3566 nucleotides long. Its product is annotated as claudin-4-like. Gene Ontology annotation, molecular function: structural molecule activity. The coding region runs from base 321 to 998 and encodes 225 amino acids. The transcript is spliced from 2 exons. Gene Ontology annotation, biological process: bicellular tight junction assembly; cell adhesion. The record is from RefSeq and is a predicted model, not a curated record. Gene Ontology annotation, cellular component: bicellular tight junction; plasma membrane. Lineage: Eukaryota; Metazoa; Chordata; Actinopteri; Syngnathiformes; Syngnathidae.